CCUGCUCUGAGUGAGCUCACUUCCUCCGCAGGGCUCGGCGAGCGCAACGCAACGCGGCGUGGCUGGGCUGCUCGGCUGGCCUGUCUGAGCCGAGCCUCGACGGAGCGGACACAGACGGGCAAGGGACAGGCAGGCUGCGGCCGGCGACGCACGCGCGCGCGCGCUUUCUCCUUCUCCCGUCCGCUCGGGCACUCUCCGCCUCCUCAUGUCCGCCUCGGCCAUCCCGGCCAGCUCGGGCGAGCUGCUGCGAUGCGACCGCGCCCCCUUCCUGCUGGCGGCGGACCCGGAAGGCUCCACGGCAGAGGCGCUGGCGGCGGAGGAGCUGCUGGAGGAGGGUGGAGACGAGGCUCGCGCCUGGAGCCCCCCGGAGAAGUCCCUGCACGAGGCCCGGCUGAAGGCCAAGGCGAAGCGGCGGCUGCGGCGCACCUCCUCCCGCGACUCCACCCGGGAAUCGCUCUCGGAAGGCGGGGAGCCCAGCCCGGACCCCAGCAGCCCCCCCAAGGGCAAAAGCCAUGACCGCAGGUCCCGCAUGGGCAGGGGCCGCGGCCUGCCCAAGAAAGGUGGCGCAGGGGGCAAAGGCGUGUGGGGCGCACCGGGCGUGGUCUACAGCUACCAGGAGCCCGACGCUCGGGACCCCAACUACGACGAGGCAGCUCAGGGGGACACCAUUUACGCCACGGUGGUGCCUGAACUGGAGGAAGAGGAGCUUGAGAAGAACGUGCAGCCCAUGGUGCUGGAGUACUUUGAGCAUGGAGACACCCUAGAGGUGGUGGAACUGCUCCGGGAGCUGAACCUGGGAGGGCACAAAGCCACCGUCCCCUCGCUGGCCGUGGCCCUGGCCCUGGAGGGCAAGGCCAGCCACCGGGAGCUGACGUCCCGCCUCCUGUCGGACCUGGUGGGGAGAGUGCUGAGCUCCGAAGACAUCGCCACCGCUUUUGAUGGGAUGCUGCGUGACCUGCCGGACCUCAUCCUGGACACGCCGGAAGCACCCCAGAUGCUGGGCCAGUUCAUCGCCCGGGCUGUGGCUGACCAUGCGCUGCCGCUGGACUUCCUGGAGCGCUACAAGGGCCGUGUCGACUGUGAGCAUGCGCGGGCCGCCCUUGACCGGGCUGCUGUCCUGCUGCGCAUCAAGCGCGAUGUCAACCACCUGGACAACGUGUGGGGUGUGGGCGGCGGCCAGAGGCCGGUCAAGCAUCUCAUCAAGGAGAUGAACCUUCUGCUCCGCGAAUACCUGCUUUCCGGGGAGGUGUCUGAGGCUGAGCACUGCCUGCGCCAGCUAGAAGUGCCCCACUUCCACCACGAGCUUGUCUAUGAGGCCCUGGUGAUGGUGCUGGAGUCCUCCGGUGAGACGGCCGUGGCCAUGAUGGUGACGCUGCUGAAGGUGCUGUGGGAGACGGGGCUGGUGACCCUGGACCAGAUGAACCGGGGCUUCCAGCGGGUGUACGGUGAGCUUGCAGACCUCAGCCUGGACGUGCCUCUGGCUCACAGCAUCCUGGAGCAGCUGGUGGAUCUCUGCUUUGCCGAAGGCGUCAUCACCAAGCAGCUGAGAGACACGUGCCCUGCCCGGGGCCGGAAACGCUUCGUCAGCGAGGGAGAUGGUGGCCAAGUCAAGCCGUAGCGGGUCGCUUUCCGCCCAGCCCUCUGCUCGGCCCCCCCCCGCCAUGCCUCCAGCCCAGCUCGGCCUGUGGACCUCCACGGAGAGGCUGGGAGACCCUUGUUGAACACCCCCAGCCGGGCAUCCACGCAGCGGGCUGGACGAUCGCGGAAGAGAGCAGGCUCCAUCCCCUGCUGGGCUUGGGCUGGCCUUCCUGCAGGGAGCCCCCCUCUGGGACUUGCCCAGUCCUGCUUACUCCCCCACCCCCCACAAUCUCAGGAAGCCAAGAGGACUUGCACCCCAGACCCACAGGGAGUGGAGGAGAGGUAGGCUGGGCCCCAGAGGCCACCCCCUUCUUCAAAGGCCCAGCCCCCUUGCUGUGGGCAAAACCACCAGACACACACACACACACACACACACACACACACACACACACCCGCUGAUCACCUCUCUUGGGUCUCGGGAUUAUUUUAGAGAGACUUUGGAUGUCCCUCCCCCCAGUAGCCAAGAGGGUCAACGGUCUAGUGGGCGGAGGGGGGGGCAAUUGAGCAGGCCUGCCUCUGCCCCCUCCCCACUGCUGCCCCCCACCCCAUCUUGCCUCUGUUGUGCCUGGCAAGGUCUGGCUGUAGGUGGUGGGGAGGGAUUAUGGGGCUGGGUGGGGCUGGAGAGGGGUUGAGGCAGAAGCCCACCCUUGUUCUGCAAAGGGGAGGCUGGAGUGUCUCCGGGCAGGGGGGAGCCAGCCUGCUGGGCAGAUCUCACUGGUUGGAGCUGGGGAGGAGGAGGAGGAGAGGCUCCCCGAUGUCCUUGGAGGUACAGGUGGUGGGGAUGGGUGACGAGUGGGAAAACCCCCAAUAAAAGUUGUAUUCGAAGGA
Molecule: messenger RNA, 2466 nt
Organism: Hemicordylus capensis (graceful crag lizard)
Lineage: Eukaryota; Metazoa; Chordata; Lepidosauria; Squamata; Cordylidae
Product: programmed cell death protein 4-like
Exons: 11
Coding region: 206-1618 (470 amino acids)
Biological process (GO): negative regulation of DNA-templated transcription
Cellular component (GO): cytosol; nucleus
Source: RefSeq, a predicted model, not a curated record